Aspergillus pseudoviridinutans is the source of this 471-nucleotide messenger RNA. Its product is annotated as interferon alpha-inducible IFI6/IFI27 family protein. Bases 1 to 471 code for a protein of 156 amino acids. NCBI's taxonomy places the organism in Eukaryota, Fungi, Ascomycota, Eurotiomycetes, Eurotiales, Aspergillaceae. Gene Ontology annotation, cellular component: membrane. The transcript is spliced from 2 exons. The record is from RefSeq and is a predicted model, not a curated record.
AUGUACUCUCAAGUGCUUGAAAGGCUGCACCAGGUCGCAGCACAUCUCACUCCUAGCAUCGACACUAUUUCCAACACAACAGGAACGCUCUUUGAGCUCACGAAGCAAAACAUCCCGCUCCCAACUGCUCUUCAGCUUCAUGAUCUUCCCAGGGAGAUCGCAACCUGCAUCGCACAGAAUCCACUCCCUCUCGUUUCGAUUUGUAUCUUCGCAUUUCCUAAGGCGGUUAUCUCACCUGUUCUGUACCUCGCAGGAUUUGGAUCUUUGGGUCCUAUUGCUCAUUCCCUCGCGGCGUGGUAUCAAGCCUCCUUUGGCAAUCCGGUGGCAGGAGGGCUCUUUGCACACUUAGAAAGCGCGGCGAUGGGUGGCUAUGGACUGGGUGUUUUAAGCACUGCUCUUCGGGGGUUAGUGGGUGUGGCUACGGGUGUGCGGAUGGCUUUGGGGAAGGGGAAUGGGACUUUGGCAGGUUGA